Chenopodium quinoa (quinoa) is the source of this 672-nucleotide messenger RNA. RefSeq lists its product as uncharacterized. Bases 1 to 672 code for a protein of 223 amino acids. The transcript has a single exon. NCBI's taxonomy places the organism in Eukaryota, Viridiplantae, Streptophyta, Magnoliopsida, Caryophyllales, Amaranthaceae. The record is from RefSeq and is a predicted model, not a curated record.
AUGUAUGAGAGUUAUAAUUCGUCCAACUCAUCUUCUAACUCUUCCAAUUCCUCUGCCAACUCAAAUCAAAAUUCCGAUGAUGACUACAAACGACUUUAUGAGAGACGGAGGCAAGCAAAUCGUCUUGUUGAUCGAAUGAUGGAUGAAUUCAUAAUGACCAAUCCAGUUGAAUUCUUUCAAAUGGUUAAUCAAGUUCCAAGGGCACCAAGGACGCUGGUCGAAAGGGAUCGUGAAGACGGACACAACCGUUUAUGGAAUGACUAUUUUGCUGAUCCUCCAGUGUUCCCUCCAAACUUGUUCCGUCGGAGAUUUCACAUGAGAAAGCACGUCUUUCUCCGUAUUGUGCAUACUUUAGAAGAACGUCAUCGGUUCUUUCAACAACGGCAAGAUGCUACUGGUAGAUUUGGAGCAUUAGCAUUGCAGAAAUGCACCGCGACUUUAAGAUUACUUGCAUAUGGAACUGCUGCUGAUUCCGUUGACGACUACUUACGGAUUAGUGCAUCUCUUGCGCGAGACUCCUUACAACAUUUUGUUGAAGGAGAUGUCUCUUAUUUUAGUGACGACUAUCUGAGAAGACCUAAUGAAGAGGAUAUGGCCAAACUCCUACGAGAUGGAGAACGUCGAGGCUUUCCAGGGAUGAUGGGAUCCAUUGAUUGUAUGCAUUGGCGAUGA